Thlaspi arvense is the source of this 996-nucleotide messenger RNA. The record is from the annotation of a GenBank genome assembly. NCBI's taxonomy places the organism in Eukaryota, Viridiplantae, Streptophyta, Magnoliopsida, Brassicales, Brassicaceae.
AUGAAUCGUGAUCAGAAACGACCAAUUGUCUAUGCAGUUCGAGAUUUCCCACCUGGCUGUGGAACUCACAUUAAUGAUCUCGAGAAGGCUUUCAAGAAUACAAGAACAAGUGAUGCUGUUGUCAAGAAUCCGAGUGAUGACCAAGUUGUUGCAAAUACAGAAUCUGAAGGAACUAGUCUCAAACCAGAACCACCGUUUAGAAACUCUGAUCAUGUUCUUGCAGCUUCUAAACACAAAGGAGCUUGUUCUAAACAAGAACCGGAGUUUCAAAACUCUGAUAAUGAUCAUGAUCAUGUUGUUGCAGCUCCUUCACAUAAAGAAAUUACUCUCAGACACUCCUAUCAACAUGAUCCUACUCCUCGUGAGAAAGUGCUUGAGGUGUUGCGUGCUUUUAAAGAUGUUUACAGAGAGCUGGAUCAAGAUAAGCAAGCGAGGCGAGGUGGAGUUUCGUUUGAUGCUACAGCUAGAAUCGACAUCAAAACGCAAGCUGAGUUAGAGAAAAUGGGGAAACUAGUUAACAUAGAGAAGAGAAUUGGAUCGGUUCCUGGAAUCAACGUUGGCGACGAGUUCCAGUACAAAACGGAACUUCGUGUUAUCGGGCUUCAUUUCAAGACCAUGUGCGGGAUCGAUUACAUGAAAGUCGGAGAUGUUAAGCUUGCCACAAGCAUCGUUGCCUCAGAAGGAUAUGGUUAUAACGAUAAGUAUGAUGCGGGUGUUAUGAUUUAUACAGGUGAAGGAGGAAACGUGAUAAGCAAGGGAAAGAAAACCGAAGAUCAGAGAAUGGAAAAGGGCAAUUUAGCUUUGGCUAACAGUAUGAGAAAUAAGAGUGAAGUGAGAGUGAUACGUGGCUACGAGAGAAUGGAUCGAAAAGGGAAGCGUUAUGUCUAUGAUGGAUUGUAUUUAGUUGAUAAAUAUUGGUUAGAGAAAGGAGUUAGUGGUAAGGGUAUGUACAAGUUUAAGCUCUGUAAAAUUCCUGGUCAACAUUUAUUGACUUGA